AAUUGAAUGCUCACAAUAUCGACCUCGAACAUCUGCAUGGAGACUGGAGUGUCCGCGACGUCGGGCUAUGGUGAUUGUUAUUAACUCAAAUAACUGUCUAUAUUACACGAAAGAAUGUCAGGUCAAAGCUAUGUAAAAGAAUAAACACUAUAUUCGACGCUGAUAACAGAAAGUGAUCAUGGGUAUGACAAAAAAGGUGACAAUAAGAUGUCUGGGAAUGUGCAUUGCGGCCAUCGCACUUGUUGUGGUUACUCGGCAAUUAUAUGACAAACCCUUUGCAGCCAGCAGCGGCAACAUACAGCAAAUACUGAGAAUACAAAGUAGAACACAGAGCGAUGGCGGAUUCUUAAGUAACUUAUUUAAUCCACUGAGAGUAGACUUCACCGGGGAGCGACAUUUCCAGAAUUUGAACAGCGUCAAUACGGUAUGCAAAUUUAAACUUUCAGCCAACGCCUCAGUCCUGGAUAAGUCUACACGGCCUUAUCAAGAUCUUGGACUGUCAAAGUACUUUCCCAAGAAAAAUAUAUUCAAUGCACACGAAAAAAGGUACAACACUUGUGCAAUUGUAUCAAGUUCGAGUUUCAUGACAGAUUCAGGACUUGGGGAAGAAAUCGAUUCCCAUGAGGCCGUAAUGAGGUUUAAUAACGCUCCAACCGUGGGAUUUGAGCGCGACGUGGGAAACAAGACUACGAUGAGAGUGAUUAAUCUCGAUAUUAUGUUGCUUCCAGAUUUUUAUUCCAACUAUAUUUUCAAUAAUGUCAGCUUAGUCGCAUGGUACCAAGCUCCAUAUACAUUUACUCCAGACAAGUGGUACGAACAUAACGGUGCGGCAUUCUAUGAAAAAUAUAUCGAAAGACGUAUAUCAAGACCAGAGGAAAAAAUGUACGUAAUCAACCCAGCUUGGCAUUGGAAUAUCUGGGAUAUACUCCAGGAAUAUUCUGAAGAGAACAUUAAUAAACACGUCCCAUCAUCCGGUUUCACAGGUAUUAUACUGAUGCAGCAAAUAUGCGACCAAGUGAAUGUGUAUGGUUUUGUUACUCCAAAAACACGUCUUCUUCAUUACUAUUCCAAUGUAUUAAUCAAUGCACCAACGGGCUAUCUGUGGCAUCCCAUGGUUCAAGAGAAGAGGAUUGCUAAAAUAAUGAAUAGAGGUCCCGAAGAAGAGAUAACAAACCAUGGUAAAAUAACCCUGCCUGGCUUUAACCAAAUGCACUGUCUUUAAAUUAAUCAUAGUCUGUUCCUUGAAUUUACCCGUCUGUCAGUUAUCAGAUUUAUGAAAAAACGUAGAAUACAUUUUUAAAUUGAAGUUAUAAUCGCAUAAUGUUAAUUAGAAAAUGCCGGGGUUCUUGUAUCGAUCAAGAGAGACUGACCUAAUCGUCACGUGACCUAUGCAAAUUAUUUGAGAAUAUAAAUUUCACUUGAAUGCACAGUCAAGAAAAUAUUUGUUGAAAUUGUCAUUGGUGCUUUCAUUAAUCCACACCGCCAGAACUUCAUGUGAUAAAAUCAAUAUCUCAUGACCAUUUUACCUCGACAUAGGAUUCACGGACACCCAGAUGUAAUUUUUAUGUAAUUUAGAGCAAAUUGUCUGUGAUAUAGAAAAUGUUCUUGUGUGAUUUAGAGAAACCCCACUGAGCGUAUAUAGUAAGUAUGGCUGUUCUUAAAGCUAGUAGAAAGCUGAGGACUUUUACUCGCUUUAUAUGUUGAUGCACAGCUUGUAUAAGCACAAUUUGUAUACGCCUGGAAAAUACUGAAUGUUAAACAAUAUGAAAACAUUAUCAUCACGUGUUGGAUAAGUUUAAUUGAUGUUCAGUACGUUUCUCUGCUCUUAUUUUAAUUGUUGUGUUUGACACAAUUUUUGUUAUACGGUUUUCGUACGUAUUUUGUAAAAAAAUAAUAAUUCAGUGCUGAUUUUUGUUAACAAUAGGGUCUAUGUUUUAACGCAACUUUAGUGGAAAAAAUGGUGUAGCGCUUUGAUGUGAUGGUAAACAGUUAACAAUUAAAUAAAAAUGAUAUAUGGCCUUGAAUAAUAAACAGAAGGUUGAAUUAUAUGAUGACGUAAUUAAGUGUUGGAUACGUUCAACCAACUGUUUUAAUUAGGAAUUAAUUUAGUUUGAAUUCUGUCAGUACUUUAAUUGGUUCUCAAUGUAGUUGCAAAACAAUGCUUUUUAAACAGUUUUGUACGUUUUUGUAAUAAAAUUAUUUAAAAUAUUGCA
Molecule: messenger RNA, 2213 nt
Organism: Saccoglossus kowalevskii
Lineage: Eukaryota; Metazoa; Hemichordata; Enteropneusta; Harrimaniidae
Product: beta-galactoside alpha-2,6-sialyltransferase 2
Biological process (GO): sialylation
Cellular component (GO): Golgi apparatus
Molecular function (GO): beta-galactoside alpha-2,6-sialyltransferase activity
Source: RefSeq, a predicted model, not a curated record